Aspergillus heteromorphus CBS 117.55 is the source of this 1394-nucleotide messenger RNA. RefSeq lists its product as uncharacterized. The coding region runs from base 254 to 1357 and encodes 367 amino acids. The record is from RefSeq and is a predicted model, not a curated record. The transcript has a single exon. Lineage: Eukaryota; Fungi; Ascomycota; Eurotiomycetes; Eurotiales; Aspergillaceae.
CACUAGGUGAAUACCUUGUUCACACUCCUGUGCUUCACCAUGGACUCCUCCCCGCGUACCGAGGGCCUCCGAAGCCACUUUCCGAAAAUCAACGUACCCUUCUUUGUUUACCUUGAAUAAAUUAACCACUUUUCCUACCUCCCAUUCGCCGCAUUGGUACGAGUGGGAAAAUCACUGUUCGAUCAACGCGUCUUCCGUGGGUCUGUACCACUUUCAGCAUUGGGGCAGUCUAUUUGGUGAGACCUUUGUCAAAAUGAGCACUCAAAACAUGAACAAAAAGUCCUGGGAGUCUCUUUCUUCGACCUUCUCGCAGCUCGAGAUCUCGAUCUCCCAAGACAGUUGCUAUGCCUCGGACGAGGUCUCGGUGACGUCGAACGGUCAACCGGCUCCCAAACCGGCCCCCAACAGCUCAGGUGUGCUGCCCGUGCAGCCUGCGACAGGACCGUCUCUGCGUCCUUUACUGAAGCCUAUCUUGAAGAGGCCGUACUCGGAAAUUGAAGACGAAGAGUCCGAGUCGGGCUACGCAUCGGAAGAUUCGGACUUCGAAUACGAUGCGAUCUUCGGAGAAUCCGAUGACGACGACGACGAUAUGUACCACGUCUCCGGAUGGGACGACGCAUCUGACAUCAUGUACGAAACGUACGAUGAAGAGGACGAUGAGUCCUGCGACGGUGACUUCGUUUCGUUCGGAGGAUUCGUCCGAUUUGACGACAAUGUGCGGUAUAUUGAUGCGCCAGAUGUUGACGAUGCUGAGGAUGAAGAACCCCAGCGGGAAAUGACCUGUCACGAACUGAUGGAAAUCGCGCGCGCCUCCGGGACGCUGCAUAUACAAGAGGGGGAAAGCGACGACUCGGACGUCGACGACAUCGAGGAUGACGAGCAUAGCAGCAUCCUCGAGUCGAUGGAACAGCUGCCUGAGGAGCACCCCAGUGACAGCGUUGAACUGGACAGGCGGAUCUUUGUCGCCUACAUGAACGCCAUCAACGGCAUCAGCGAUCUCCGAUACAAGGCGCAACUGCGCAGCCAGGUCAACGAUUUCGAGACGGGCCGUGUGCAUUCGCCGUACCUGGACUCUGGCGAUGCCACCGGAGCCUACUUUGACACCCUCCUGAAUCACGUUAUCGGGUUGUUCCGCAACGUCGUGGCCAAGGAGGAGCUCAGCGACCUCGUCAGCCUCAGCAAUCAAGUCCCGGGAUGUUUUUCGGACGCCUCCCACCCAGAGACUCGGGUCAGGAUUGAGGCUAUCCUCCGCGAGAAACUCGCCUGUGAUACUAUCAACAUCGGGCCUGACGAGCUCAGUUUCUUCGCCAGUGGCGUUGUAUACGCACUGGAGAAGUGGCAGGGCUUCCUACACUAGGUGGCCGGUCAUACAACAUGACCACUUCCAGAAUGAA